Molecule: messenger RNA, 6708 nt
Organism: Tachyglossus aculeatus (Australian echidna)
Lineage: Eukaryota; Metazoa; Chordata; Mammalia; Monotremata; Tachyglossidae
Gene: FZD3
Product: frizzled class receptor 3
Exons: 7
Coding region: 221-2407 (728 amino acids)
Biological process (GO): non-canonical Wnt signaling pathway; canonical Wnt signaling pathway
Cellular component (GO): plasma membrane
Molecular function (GO): Wnt-protein binding; Wnt receptor activity
Source: RefSeq, a predicted model, not a curated record
AGCAGGAGGAGGAGGAGGAGGAGGAGGAAGGGGAAGGGACCGGUUCGGGAGAUCAGGUUCCUCCAUCUGAAGAGAAGAUCGCUGUUUCCGUCAAGAUGGGGUCCGUCGUCUGGGAGUACGGUUAAUCGGGGUGGCGCGGGCGCCAAGCGCAGCCUGGGGAGUGAUGUGAGCAGGGGAGAGUGGGUGAUGUCAUCUCCCUGGAUUGUGAAAGCUGAAACAAAUGCCUUUUGUCAGCCCGGGCCAACGGAGCCCCGUCGGUGCCCGGCGCGCUUCACCUGACGAAUGCCCCUGUGGCCCAGAGACGGAAGGAGGAGGCCCAGCCGGAGACACCGGGUGCCCGAGCGCCCGGCCCAGAGCGGCGGUUGAAUCCGGUCGGGCCGAGGGUCAGAGUCCAGACCCUGGAAGGAUGGCCGGGAGCUGGCUGCUGUUCUCUCUCUGGCCCUGGGUGCUCCUGGUGGCACAGGCAGGUGGACACAGCUUGUUUUCUUGUGAGCCCAUCACCCUGCGGAUGUGCCAGGACUUGCCCUACAAUUCGACCUUUAUGCCGAACCUCCUGAAUCAUUAUGACCAGCAGACGGCCGCGUUGGCGAUGGAGCCUUUCCACCCCAUGGUGAACUUGGAAUGUUCCCGGGACUUCCGCCCGUUCCUAUGUGCCCUGUACGCUCCCGUGUGCAUGGAGUAUGGGCGUGUGUCUCUGCCCUGCCGGAGGCUCUGCCAGCGGGCGUUCAGCGAGUGCGCCAAGCUCAUGGAGAUGUUUGGCGUGUCGUGGCCGGAAGACAUGGAAUGCAGCAGGUUUCCGGACUGUGACGAGCCGUACCCUCGGCCGGUGGACCUGAACGUGGCGGCGGAGCCCACGGCCGCGACGCCGGCGGCGGUGCAGCGUGACUAUGGGUUCUGGUGCCCUCGGGAGCUGAAGACGGAGCCGGCCCUGGGCUACUCCUUCCUGCGCGUGCGCGACUGCUCCCCGCCCUGCCCCAACAUGUACUUCCGGCGAGAGGAGCUGGCCUUCGCCCGCUACUUCAUCGGGCUGAUCUCCAUCGUCUGCCUGUCGGCCACCCUGUUCACCUUCCUGACGUUCCUGAUCGACGUCCGGCGGUUCCGCUACCCGGAGCGGCCCAUCAUCUUCUACGCCGUCUGUUACAUGAUGGUGUCGCUCAUCUUCUUCAUCGGGUUCCUGCUGGAGGACCGGGUGGCCUGCAACGCCGCCCGGCCGGCCCAGUACCGGGCCGCCACGGUGACCCAGGGCUCCCACAACAAGGCCUGCACCCUGCUCUUCAUGGUGCUCUACUUCUUCACCAUGGCUGGCAGCGUCUGGUGGGUCAUCCUCACCAUCACGUGGUUCCUGGCGGCCGUGCCCAAGUGGGGGAGCGAAGCCAUCGAGAAGAAGGCGCUGCUGUUCCACGCCAGCGCCUGGGGCAUCCCGGGGACGCUGACCAUCGUCCUCCUGGCCAUGAACAAGAUCGAGGGGGACAACAUCAGCGGCGUGUGCUUCGUGGGACUCUACGACGUGGACGCCCUGCGCUACUUCGUCCUGGCCCCGCUCUGCCUGGACGUGGCGGUCGGGGUGUCCCUCCUGCUCGCCGGCAUCAUCUCCCUCAACCGAGUGCGCAUCGAGAUCCCCUUGGAGAAAGAGAACCAGGACAAGCUGGUCAAGUUCAUGAUCCGCAUCGGCGUGUUCAGCGUGCUCUACCUCGUGCCGCUCCUGGUCGUCAUCGGCUGCUAUUUCUACGAGCAGGCCUAUCGGGGCAUGUGGGAAACCACGUGGGUCCGCGAGCGCUGCAGGGAUUACCAUAUUCCGUGCCCCUACCAGAUCACUCAAAUGAGUCGCCCGGACCUGAUCCUGUUUCUGAUGAAGUACCUCAUGGCUCUGAUCGUGGGCAUCCCCUCCGUUUUCUGGGUUGGGAGCAAGAAGACAUGCUUCGAGUGGGCCAGCUUUUUUCAUGGACGCAGGAAAAAGGAGGCCGUCAACGAGAGCCGGCAGGUGCUCCAGGAGCCGGACUUUGCGCAGUCGCUCCUGCGGGACCCCAACACCCCUAUCAUCCGCAAGUCCAGGGGCACCUCAACCCAGGGCACCUCCACGCACGCUUCUUCCACCCAGCUGGCCAUGGUGGACGAGCAGAGGAGCAAGGCCGGCAGCGUCCACAGCAAAAUGAGCAGCUACCACGGCAGCCUGCACAGGUCCCGUGAUGGCAGGUACACGCCGUGCAGCUACCGAGGAGCGGAGGAGCGCCUGGCCCACGGCAGCACGUCGCGGCUCACCGAUCUUUCCCGGCCAAGUAGUUCCCACAGGCUUAACGAACCCUCGCGGCCCGGCAGCUCCAGGGACCUCAGCGGCAACCCCCUGACUCACGUCACCCACGGGUCCAGCGUGAACCGGGUCAUUGAAGAGGAUGGUGCCAGCGCCUGACCGGCCCUGCCCGGGGAGAGGGGCCUCGAGCUCCUGGUUGUCAGGCAGUCCUGACUGCAUCCCCCACUGUGGGGAGGCCGGGGCCGGACGGUCAGUUGGGACCUCCCUGGCAAAGCUGCGCUCCUUCCGGUCGCUCCCUGCUGAACCCUCCGAGCUCGCCUUCUGUUCGAGGUGGGAUGGUGCCCGCCCAGCGCGGGCUUGGACUGGGCCCACUGGCUUUCCUGGAGUUUUGCCCGCAGUAGGCCCGCCUGCUCCCGGAAGCCUCGGGGCGGGCUGAGGGUGGGGCCUGGGCAGAGGGGCAAGGAGUCUCAGAAGGUUCUGUUGGGUCCAUCAAGGGGGACCGCUCUCCCCGAGAAGCCAGAGUCGGGGUGGGCAGUUGAAGAGAGGAAGGAAAGUUCUUGACCCCCCACCCCCACCACACCUGAUGGGUUCCCUUGUGCCACACCGUCUGUCCAGUGGCCGUUGCCUGUUUCCGGGAAGGUCAGUAACCGUCCCCUCACUGGCCACAGAGCCAGGGUCAUGGUCUGCUGGUCUGUGGCCCGUGCCUCCCCCGCUGUGCUGGAGUCGGAGGCAUGACGGCCUGGUAUGUGCGGAGAAGGAUGAGGGGAGCGGGCCCCUUGGGCCUCGGGCCCCGGGCCAUUUCACCGGCGGGCCAACCGCCAGGGGGUUGGGGCCUUGCCGGUGGCCACAUUGCCGGAGCUGUUGCCCGCAGCCACAACCCGACUCCCGCCUAGAGUUUUGGUCUUUUGGGUCAUUCUUGUUUUCAGUCCUGGGCAGUCGAGUGGGACUGGGGAGUCAGUGGGGAGAAUGUGUAGGAGCAAGUGCGGGGAGCUGGGUGGAGGUGGCCCGAGAAGCUCCAUGUAGGAGGGAGCCAGCAUGUGCGCGGGAGUUGUAGGAAACGGGUGGGAGCCAGGGGAACGCUGCUGCUCCGGCGCUGAGGUGCCCGGUCUCUGGACAUUUCUGGCGGCGUGGCUGCGGUUCUUCCCCCUGUCGAUGGAGUGCCCCCUCCCACCACCCCCUCGGCGGACCUCCACCCUGCCAUGUCAGGAGAGCAGUCUGGCAGGGAUGGACACAGGGACACCUUCAUUCCUUCAUGCCACCUUCCCUGGAUCCCAGCCCAUGGGAGGCCACGAGGCAGGGGGCCUGAGCCCUCCUAGGGUUCCCAGUAGGGCCCCUCCGGCUUCUGGCGUGUUGCCACUCAUGCGCCGCGGGCCCAACCGUGGCCUGGGAAAUCUGCCCAAGUGCCUCUGCCUGGAUUCCCACCAAGCCCGGGCUUCCCUGGCGGCUGUGGACUGGUGCUGCCCGCUGCCUGACUCCUCCAAAUCUACCCAGGACAGGGAUGGGACCCAGAGAACCCAGGAAAGUGGGAGCCUGGGGUGGAGGCAUGUUGUUCACUCCUGGGAAUUUAACCCUCUGGCACCAGGGUUGCUCCUCCGGUUACCCCUGAGGCUGGGAAAUGUGGAGGUGGAAGAGGAGGAGGAGGGAACAAUGCUAGAAGAAUCUGAAUUUGGCAUUUUUCCAGGGGCUUCCGGAGGUUUGCAACCUUUCUAUAGAACUACCUUCGGGCCUCGAUCUGACCAUUAGUACGUGGCCUGAAGCCCUCCCCCUGAAGAUGAGCACCACAAAUCUCCAGUUGGAGGAGGAGUUCUUUAACUCGGGAGGCCUGAACCGUUAACCCCUUCCAUCCCCCUCCCCCCCACAACCAGAAUUCCCCGAGAACAGGGACGCUCGUGGGCCUGCCUUCCCGAGGGAAGCUGGGAGCCGCUCCUGGAAUCAGGGUGGGUUUCAUGGGCGGAGAGACGGGCUUGUGUGGGGGCCGGGGAAUCGUGGAACGUGGGUGUGGGCGCCUCCUCGUCCUCUGGGGUCAGUUGACAUCUCGGCAACCAGGCCGGGGGGUAUCAAAAGCCAUCUCUGGUUCCCAGAGCGGCUCCGUCUGAGGCCCCCGCUCUUUAGCUGGGAAAGACCCGCCUCCUCGUGCACCUACCUCAUCCCUCGCUGGCAGGCCCAGCUGGACUCCAACUGGCUCAUUGCCCGCCCUCCAGCCCGCUGGACGGGUGCCCGCAGGCCAGGUCACGGCCUGGGCUCCGGGGGAGGGGGGUGGGCUGUGCCCUCGGAGAUGCCGUUGUGAAGCCCAGAGGACAUCACAGCUGGUGGCCCCAAGGCCUAGCCCUCACCCUGGUCCCUUUGCCUCCCUGAAACACCAGGCUUGGGGAGGGAUUCACCAGGCCCUGAAUGCAGGUUUGGGCAAUCCUGCAGGUCUGCCCAGUGCAGAAUGGCCCAGGGGCCACACGCCUCGGGAUUUUCCCGCUAGCCCCAUGCCAGACCGCAUCUCCCUACCACCACCACCACCACCACCAAGGACCAUCAUUAAGGCAAUGAUAUGGGGAGAUUUGUGAGCCAACACCGAGACCUGGGCAAGUGGUCAUUUGUGCGGACUUUGUCGCAUGCUUAGCGGGCCACAGAGAUCGUUUUUGAUGUUAGAGAGUUUCUUAUUAGUUUGGAAGGCUUUUUCAGAGGUGAUUCCUAGAAGGGCUUUUGUCAGGCAAAUUCUUACACUAUCAGGUCUUCUGCCAACUACAGAUGUAAAUAUCUAUUUUUAAAAUCUGUGUGAAGUAAGCAUUUCUCCUCUACUCCUUCCACCCGCCCCAUGGGGGAGAGCCAGCAUUUUGUUGGGACGUUGUCCUGUAAUGUCUUUGUACACUGGAACGAAGCAAGGGAAAACGUUAACGGUCUCCUUUUCUUACUACAUUUAUAGCAGCGGUCAGAUUUUAUGCUCUCCUUCUUUACCGCCUCUGGUCGGUUUGAGAAGAAAAGUGGUGGCAUCUCCUGGAGUCGUGUUCCUUUGUGAGUUCCCCAAAUCAUCCUGUGUGUGAGCUGCCCAAACAGAACUCCACACCCCUGUAUGUGAGUCCCGCCCAUCCUUCGCCCCCCAAUUGUUGGGUGUUUUCAUCCUAUCUUUUACCAUCCAGGGGACCUUGGGUUCUGGACAUGGAGGAAGGGGCAGGUUUCCAGGAACUCUUUCCUCUGGUCGCCAUUCCCUCCUGCAAGUUCUCUCCUCCCUUUACGGUCCUGCCUUGUCCCUAGUGUAAUUCUAGCUCCACCCUGUUUGGCAAGAAGGCCCCUGAGGGGGAAGGAGCCAACCAGAGCACCUCUGGGCCUCAUUUUCCUGCCUUCAGAACCCAAGCAUCCUGACCCCAAGGGAGUUUAUAGACUUCACCCCUGCUGAAGGCAAGAAAAUUCCUUCCCAGUACUGUGGGAUAGGGGCCAGGGGGUGCAUCCUUGGACUGGGGCUGCUGGUCACCAGAGACAGGGGGGCUUGGGACCACCGCUCCACAUCCCCAUUGCAAGGCUUCUCAUCCUGGAGCUGAGUUCCAGCCCAUUCCAUCUUUACCACCUGCCCCCUGGACCUUGUUUUGACUUACCUCCUUCCCCAGGACCCCAGCCCCCACGCCUUUCCUCCCUGCCCCCAGCAGGCUGGCUGGGCCUGCCCGUUCCAGGGGUGGGUUGGGGGUCCCUCUGCUUCUGGCCCAUUUCCCCUCUCCCUUUCUCCUUUUCGCCUGUUCGUGCCAGCCAGAACUUCUGCAGAUCCUCAGAGGAGCCCUUGGAUUGCCAGGAACAUCCUGGGGGAGGGCUAAUGGUGCCCCGGUGGAGCCAGGAACUUGGGCGACCUCCCUGCCCCCCAACUGCCAACUUGGUGUUAUCAGUCCAUCCUCGCCAACAUUCCUGUAAUGCAGGGGCUUCCUCUGUCAGUGCGUUGUCUGUCUUUGCCUGCCCCUUCCAGUCAUAGGGGGCUGCUUCAGCUCUCACCCCCCCUGCCCCAUUUCCCGAACUUGGGCCCUCUGCCAGGAAAGGAAGGGGAGGAAACCAGGCUCAAUCCUCUGCAGGCCCUUCAGGACCCUGCUAGCAUCUGAAUCUCCGCCUGCUUUUCUGAGCCUGACCACCCCACGAACAUCGCUUCUAAAAUCGGCACAAAGACAGCCAGGGCGGUCCCAAGCUCGCAGCUGCGCUCUGGGGGUCCCAGGCCUCCAUUUGAGAGGCAGGGCUUGGGCCGAGGUGGUGACCCCCAUGAGGGGUGAGCGGGGCUGUUGGUGGUCCUGGAGUGGCCUCAGAGUUAUUUGGCUGGGUUAGUCGGACCCCUGCCCUCCUGGAUUGCUUUUGUUUACAGUUGGCUCUGGUCCUUUUCCGGAAGUUUGGUCUCGAGCGCUUUCACUGUGUGUGAAGACCGGUUCCAAUGGAGUGCGUGGACAUUUUGAUUAGAGACCAUUUAAAACGUUUAAUAAAGUGGAAUAGUUUGUUCUCCC